Molecule: messenger RNA, 929 nt
Organism: Cucumis melo (muskmelon)
Lineage: Eukaryota; Viridiplantae; Streptophyta; Magnoliopsida; Cucurbitales; Cucurbitaceae
Product: protein LPA2
Exons: 2
Coding region: 169-768 (199 amino acids)
Cellular component (GO): chloroplast
Source: RefSeq, a predicted model, not a curated record
GGAAAAACCCCUAAACUAUUCGUUACUAUGAAGGGAGCGUGUGGGAAUUUAGGAAGUGGAGGAGGGCACAACAUAAAAUAUGAAAAGUUCAUCCAAAGUGAAGUUUGAAGGGAACAAUAAAUUUUGCUAAUUCCCAAUUGAAGCAAACCUUAACCAAAUAAACUGAAAAUGGCGCUACAAAUACUCCAUCAUUCUCCCUCUUCUUUCACCAAAAAACCCUAUCAUCUUCCCAACCCAUCUCUCCAUUUCUCUUCUAAACCUAAAUUCAUCAUCAAAUCUCAGAACCCGUCUGAAUCUGAGAAACCCAUUUCCAAAAUUGUUGAUGAUGCUCCAAUUGCGACUUCCUCCAAGCCAUCUACCUCAUCGCCUCAAGGUUUCGGCUCUUCAUCGCCUCAAUCGACGUCCACGAGCAAAUCAACUCCAAAGUCUGUGAAGCAGAAGGGUAAGCGUCAAAGGGCAUCCAUUAUUCGGCGCUCUCCUGUGGAGAAACCGGUGUUUGUUGGAGAAGUUGAUGAACAGGUUGCUAAGGAACAGAGCAGGAACGAGAGCUAUUUUCUUCUUACUUGGUUGGGUCUUGGUGUUGUGAUUCUCGUCGAGGGGAUUGUGCUUGCAGCAUCUGGUUUCUUACCAGAAGAGUGGGACAGGCUCUUCGUCAAAUAUUUGUAUCCUUCCUUCACACCAACCGUCUCUCUGUUUGUUGCUGGAACUGUUGCAUACGGAGUUUUGAAGUAUCUUCAGAAUGAGAAAAUAAAAGAUGAAAAAUCAUAAUUUGAUCCUUUUUGCGAUGCUUUGUAUUUGGUGUGUAGACCUGAAAAAUCCCAAGUGCCUAUAGAUCUUGUUUAUAUAAAGUGUCUCAUUUUCUGAGAAACUGAGAUGAAAAUCUUUUGAGCUCAAAAGCAAAUAAGAUGCUGUUGUUGAAUCCUAGGAAA